This is a messenger RNA of Cotesia glomerata, 1487 nucleotides long. RefSeq names its product THAP domain-containing protein 1-like. NCBI's taxonomy places the organism in Eukaryota, Metazoa, Arthropoda, Insecta, Hymenoptera, Braconidae. The coding region runs from base 230 to 1261 and encodes 343 amino acids. The record is from RefSeq and is a predicted model, not a curated record. The transcript is spliced from 4 exons.
CCGAAGACUUAAAAAAGCUUCUCACAUACAAUAACAAUACUAGUUUAACCCAACCUGUAUAUUAUUACUUUAUCACAUGACAGUUCUUUACAAACUAUCAUUGUUAUCAACUAUUUAAAUUACUUUUAGAGUGAACAAUCAUUAAAUUAUUUAAAUUAUCAAUAUUCUUCAGAUAUUUCAAUAAUUUAUUUAAACUAUUGGUUAUAUUAUAAAUAAAUUUAUUUAAAAAAUGGGUUUCCGAUGUAUUGUAACCAGCUGCAGAGCAAGAUAUAAAAAAGAAAGUCCAUUAUCAUUUUAUCAACUCCCAAAGGAUGAAAAAAUGAAGGAACAAUGGUUUUCAAUUCUAGCAAUAAAUAAUUUAAAAUUUUCAUCUAUUUCUCGAAUUUGUUCCCGUCAUUUUACUGAUGAAUCGUUUAUUCCAAGGCAUUUUGGUCGAGGUAGAUCAUUACGAUCCGAUGCUAUACCAACACUGUUUAUAGGUGAUAAUGACAAUAAUGAUAACAAAGUUAUUAAAACAAGAAAAAAAUUUACUUCGCCAAAUAUUAUUUCUGUACGCAGACAACCAAAUAUUGUUCCUGUGGGUAAACAAACAAGCGAAUGUAAUGAGAAUGAAAUACAUUCAGAUAAUCCGUCGCCAGUUAUAAAAUCUGAUGAAUUAUUAGAAAAUGAUUCAAGACACGCAGAUGCAUUAAAUUCUAAUACUGUAAUGAUAUCUGAAAUGAAUUUGAAAAAUUGUGAGAAUUCAACUCGUAGACGCAGAUACUUUGAAGGUGAUUUUAGUAUAGAAGAUAUGGAUUCACCGCAAAAUGCAAGGUUUUAUUUUCAACAAGCUAGAAACCGUAUUUCGGAACUUCAAAAACAAAUCCAAAUAGUGAAGAAAAAAAAUAAGCAGUUAAACGAUAAUCACUUAAAAUUACUCAUGAUAAUAAAAAAAUUAAAUCCAAAUGACAAAAGCCUGAUGGAUGAAAUGUCAGAAUUAAACAAUCCAAAUUUUAUUGCACCGGUUACGGUAAAGUGCGAACAGCUAGAAAAUGACAAUGAAAAGACUGAAAUAUUUAGAUAUGAAGCUUAUAUUCCAGAUGAAGAUAAAUCGACAAUGUCGAUUAAUGAUAAUGAACAAGAAAAUAUGAACAAAAUAUUUAGAUAUGUCGCUACUAACAGUAUCGACACUGACAAAUCAUCUUAUAGUGUUGAGCAAGAGGCUGAAAGUGUAAUUUAUCGAUAUAUUUUUAAUGAGUCAGAUCAUGAUUAUUGUACGUGACAUUUUACGGUAAAUAUCAUCAUGAACUAUAAUUUUAUGACUUUAUCGUAUCAUUUUUUCCACUGUGCAUCAUAUUGGUAAUUGAAUUACCGAACUGAAAAUAAAAAUGGAACUUAUGUGUGAAAAAAUUUUCUAUUUUAAUAAUAACACAUGAUUAAAAUAUAAAUAACACUUUUUGUAAUGCAUUAUUAAUAUACUUAUGAUAAUAAAUUUAUAAAGUUUGGAA